GAUGUAUUUUGCCCGUAUUGAAUAUGUUGCUACUAUACUUAACGUCGAUAACCUAAUUUUUAACUUGGAAUAUAUAAUACAUUCGAAUGUUUUAAAUACAAUAAUAAUGACAAUAAUAUUGAGAAAAGGUAUAGUUUAUAUUGAAUAAAAAAGAAAAAACAGAUAGAUCUUUUUGUGUGAUCAUUAUUCAAUCGGAUCGUGUUUAUGCUUGUGCCUACGUGUACGUUGCGUAGAACACUUUGAAAUAAAUGAAACAAGAAUUAAUUUUGUUUUCUCUUUUUCUUUGUUAGAAAAAACCUUGUUUCUUUCACGGCUUUCUACAACUUAUGUUAGAAAUAACUUUUAUGUACUAAAAUAAUGAAGAGUAUGAUGAAAUAAGAUAAGUAAACUUUUUCACCAAAUCGAAUCAUAUUUUUGUAACUAUUCGAAAUAUCGAGAAUAGAAGGAAAUUCAAAUCUAAUUACAAUAAAAAAAUAUCUUCGUAAUAGAUCAAUCGAAGCUAAAUAGAAAUUUGAUUCGACUUUAAACGAAAAUAUGAAUAUACAUUUCAAAUGUUUUCUACAAACAUAGACACAUCAUUCCAGUUAUGAAAAUGAAAAUCUAAUGUCAGACUUAACUCUAGAAUUAAAAUGAAUUUAAAUCGUUUAAAAAAUUUCUAGAAAAUCUUUUAUGCAACGAAUGAAAUAGAAUAAAAAUUUGAAAAAUUUCUGAAAACCGAAUUAUAUUUAUUUACUUGAAUUUGAAUUAUCUUAGAGAAUUUCAUUUGAAUUGAUUGAUUUCAACUAAUCUUGUUUUAAUUCAUAUUUAUUUUCCUUCUAAAUAACCUAAACUCAUUCUAGCUUCAAUCUGAAGCUACAGAUCUUAUUCUAAUUCUACAAAUGAUUAUUUCAUAUAGGUAUAUUGAAAAUUUUUCAAGAUUAACCUACUUAAUUCUUCUGAAAUAAACUCAUCCGUACAAUUUAUUUAGUUCUAAGAAUAUAGAAGAAAAGAAUCGGAAAACAUAACCUAAUCAACAUACGUCAAGGUAGCAGCUCAUUGGAGCCUAUUUAGAGUUAAUUUACACUUUCUCAACUCCUGUUGAAAAACUUGAAAUGUAAGAUUAUAGAGAUAAGUAGACGAUUCAUAUUUUAGUAAUGUAGUUAUGUAAUAGACUAUUUAAAAUUAGAAUACAAUUUUUAUUACAACUAGUGAAUUUUUGCAAACGAUUUAUAAUUGACAACUGAUUUGUUUUUUCUGAACUUUAUGAAAAAAGGAAUAUCUAUAUUGUUUUUGACUAAAAAAAUGUCUGACCGAGAGUUGUCCAAAAGUAUGUGCUUAUAGUAUAAUGAUCUUCGAUACUUUUCUAUAACACUAAAUAAGCUUAAACAUUUAAAUGUUGUUGUACAAAAUAUACUAUAUCUAUUGAAUGUACACCAAGACAUCAUACAAUCUUGAAUUUGUUUUCGAUAACGUUUUAAAUUAGUGCAAUUGCAGAAUGAAAGAAUGUGAACAGGAUUGAUAAACACUUACUUUAUUACUAAUAGAAUCCACAUCCACACCCUCUAUCUCACUAAUCAAUUCCAGUCAUUUCUAUUGUUUCGUUAACAUUGGAUGAAAUUGAGUGCACAUCUUAGAGUAUUAUUGUUUAUCCAUCUUCAUAGUGUUUUAGUUGUCUAAUCCUUUCAUAAACAUUUUGGAAAUGUUCUAACUGACACCUCGUAUCAACUUUUACAAAAUAAACUCUGUCUUAAUGAACAGUUUUGACUUGUAUAUUUUCGUCUUCUUUUGGCACGACAAUAAUAGAAUGAAUUAAUCAAAACACGUCAUAAAAAUGUUCACAAAAAUAGAUAUUAUUCGUUAAAUUUUUUAUGUAUAUUGAGAGAAAUAAAUGAUUUUAUGCUCUAUAGAGUUUUCAAGGAAAUUCUUCAAAGAAAAUAAGAACAAUGUUUCUUGACCUACUAAGAGAUAGAAAUGUUGAAAAUAUAGACAGAACUAUUGUUUACGACAUUCGUUAUGUUAUUCACUGCUAUACAAACUAGAUUUCACUUGGAAUAGAUCAAUCAUUAAAUGAAAAAGUUAAGCGAUAAUGUUACAUAGAUACGAUAAAAAAAUUCUAAAAAAUACUUUAAAUCACCACAAAUAACAUAUUCUAAUUUAAAUAAAUGAUGCGCCAUCUUUUCAAUUUCAUUGAAAUAACAUUGUCAGCUAGAUCUUAUACAAUAUAUCAUACAUAGAAUUCAGAACGGUAUGAAAUAGAUUCAUAUGAGAGAAAAGAUGGACCUCAUUAAUCAAUUAAACAAGUAAUUUAUUCGAAAUUUGUUUAUAGUGUAAUAGAUCGUAUGUAUUUUUGAUAAAUGAAGUUUGUAUGCAUAAGCAGAUGUCUGAAUAAUUUGAAGACACGAAGAUGAUGAUAAACAUAUGAUUGCUUGUAGAUAAAAAAUUAUUCUGUAUAACAAUCAUGAAUUCUUAUGUAAGAUUACAAGUUACCAUAAAUAUAUACAUCAAGUUACAUUCGUUCCUGUUUUUUUAAAGGAUCUAUCUUUGUCUGUAUUACACAGUAUGAAUGUAAACAGAAAUUGAGAAUAUUUCAUCUAACAAGUAUCAUUGAGGAAAAAGAAUUUUGUAUUAAUAUUCCCUCGACUGUAGGGAUAGUCAUAUGAAAAAAAAUGGGUUGGGUGUGUGUGGGUUUGUGGCAUGGUCAAAAGAACAUCGGGAUCAGAAAAACAUCUGAUCAGCGAUAUUUUGUAAAGGUUCACGAAAGUAAAUCGGGGUCAGAGAAUCUGAAUCUGAGGUCAGCUUCUCGAAAUUUUGAAUUGAGUUCUUUUGGUUUAGGAGAAAAGGUUUUUUCGAGAAAAUAAUUUUUUCUCAAGUGUAGGAAGGGUUAUAUGAAAUAAAAUAAAUUUUCGUCUGUUUUUGUGAGAGUGAAAGGUGAAACGACGUAUAAAACGUUGGCUAAAUGUUCGAUUCUCGUGCUUUUAAUGUUGAACUUUCAACCAAUUCGAUUUUUCGGAUUGAAAAUUCAGUCAAUCCGACAUAUGUGAUAAGUUCUCCCUUAAUCAGCUGUUUCAUAGCUGGGUGUCCAUGGAUGAGACUUGUAUACUUCUGUCUGAUACAGUCGAGGAUCAAGUGAAUCGAACCGACGAACGUUACUUGUAGUAGUAGUUUGUUCAGUAGAAUUGUUACAUAUAUAUAUAUAUAUAUGUAGUAGAAAAGAGAAUUUUUUUUUUGAGACUGUAAAGUUAUGUAUUCGAAAGGUAUUCAUAUAUAAAUUAGUAUUACGUAGAUGUCGUCUUGACAUUGACGAUAUAUGUAUAUCUCAUAAACUGUAAGCUUUUUCUAUGUUUCAUUUUGUAGAAAUUGUAAAAGGAUGUAACUGUGUACAUAAGUAUAUAUCGGAAAAGAUAUAUAUGUAUGUAUUACCAAAAGUAUAAGAAGAAAACAAAACGUAUAAAGAAGAUAAAACACUCACAACGCGUAUAUAUUAUGUAUCCACUUCUGUUAUAAAGAAGAGAUAAAAAAGAAAAACAAUGUUGAGAAAACAAAUCGAAACUUGAAAUGAUGUUGAUUUUUGCAAAACUUCAAAUGAACUUUUCACUUUUUUCUCGCUAUGUGCUCUCUCUGGCUCUCUCACUUUGUCUUCUCUUUUAUUUAAUCAUAUAAUUCUCUUGUUUCUCUCAAUUUCAGUGAUUCCAUUACGUGGAAGUUCAAUUGACAUUCAUCCAAAUGCUCGAUGGCAACAGAAUAAUAUCACUGUUGCUGGAGGAAAUGGACAAGGAAAUGGAAUCAAUCAACUCUCAAACCCGUGGGGUUUGUAUGUUGAUGAAGAUCAAACAAUAUAUGUCGCUGAUAAUGAGAAUCACCGUAUUGUGGAAUGGAAAUCGGGUGCGACGAGUGGCCAAGUGGUUGCCGGUGGAAAUGGACAAGGAAGUGGGGCUCAUCAAUUGAAUAACCCACGAGAUGUGAUUGUCGACAAAGAGAGAGAUUGUCUAAUCAUCUCCGAUUGGUCGAAUGGAAGAGUGGUUCGAUGGCCUCGUCGAAAUGGGACAAGUGGAGAAACAAUCAUCUCCAACAUCUUUUGUUGGGGUUUGACAAUAGACGAGAAUGGAUCUCUCUAUGUCGUUGACAAUGGAAAAAAUAAAGGAAGACGAUAUCGAAGAGGAGAAUCUCAAGGAACAGUGGUUGCAGGUGGCAAUGGAAGUGGAAAUCGUCUCGAUCAACUCUAUAACCCACACUACGUAUUCGUCGAUCGAGAUCAUUCAGUCUACGUGUCUGAAUAUGGAAAUCAUCGUGUGAUGAAAUGGGUGGAAGGUGCAAAACAAGGCAUUGUCGUGGCUGGUGAUCAAGGACAAGGAAAUGGUCUUACACAAUUGUCAUAUCCUUAUGGAGUCGUUGUCGAUCAAUUGGGCACUGUCUAUGUGGCUGAUGCAGGGAAUAAUCGAAUCAUGUGUUGGCCCAAUGGAGCCAAACAGGGAAGUGUUAUUGUUGGUGGAAAUAGUGGAGGAGGACAAUCGAACCAACUCAAUUGGCCCACCGGUUUAUCAUUCGAUCGACACGGUAAUCUCUAUGUCGUCGAUUACGGAAAUCAUCGAGUACAAAAAUUUAAUAUCGAGUGA
Molecule: messenger RNA, 4592 nt
Organism: Rotaria sp. Silwood1
Lineage: Eukaryota; Metazoa; Rotifera; Eurotatoria; Philodinida; Philodinidae
Source: the annotation of a GenBank genome assembly